AUCUACCACCGCACAUCUGCAACGACGAGAGAUACAUACGACCAUCAGAAUGGCUUCCGCUACCAGCUUCUACGAUUUCAAGCCGCUUGAUAAGAAGGGCAAUGCGGUUCCUCUCACCGAUUACAAGGGCAAGGUCGUCUUGAUUGUGAACACGGCCUCGAAAUGCGGGUUCACGCCACAAUAUGAAGGGCUUGAGAAGCUGUACAAGAAACUGAAGGAGACGCAUGGCGACGACUUCACCAUCCUCGGCUUCCCCUGCAACCAAUUCGGCGGCCAAGAGCCCGGCACCGACGACGACAUCCAAUCCUUCUGCCUCGUCAACUACGGCGUCUCCUUCCCCAUAAUGGGCAAGACGGACGUCAACGGCGACAAAGCCAACCCACUCUUCGAAUGGCUAAAGGAAGAGAAACCCGGAUUGCUCGGCAUGAAGCGAGUCAAGUGGAAUUUUGAGAAAUGGUUGGUAGGCAGAGAUGGGAAGGUUAAGCAGAGGUGGGCGAGUACGACGAAGCCGGAGGCGUUGGAGAAGCCGAUUUUGGAGGAGUUGGCGAAGGGGAAGGCGGAGUUGUAAAUGAGGGAUGAUGACUUUUGACUGGAUUGAGGAUGGAAAGGGUUGAGAUUUGACAUUCCAGUCUCUCCUUAAUUGGUAUAAAGUGUAAGGCUCUUUGCUCACGAGAUUGGCCACAUAUCCAACAAUGAAUCAUAAUGAAACUACAACAGCAUUUUUCUUCC
Messenger RNA from Mollisia scopiformis, 729 nucleotides. Its product is annotated as glutathione peroxidase. NCBI's taxonomy places the organism in Eukaryota, Fungi, Ascomycota, Leotiomycetes, Helotiales, Mollisiaceae. Gene Ontology annotation, molecular function: glutathione peroxidase activity. The record is from RefSeq and is a predicted model, not a curated record. Bases 50 to 568 code for a protein of 172 amino acids. Gene Ontology annotation, biological process: response to oxidative stress. The transcript has 3 exons.